Molecule: messenger RNA, 1818 nt
Organism: Botrytis deweyae
Lineage: Eukaryota; Fungi; Ascomycota; Leotiomycetes; Helotiales; Sclerotiniaceae
Exons: 1
Coding region: 1-1818 (605 amino acids)
Source: RefSeq, a predicted model, not a curated record
AUGCUUGAUUUGGCUUUCCGAAAUGAAAGUUCCGCUGUCAUUGAGAAAGCCAAGGCCAAGGAAAGGGCUAGAAAACUUAAAGCAAGCGAAAAAGAGCAGAGGUCACCCAGACCACUCAGUGCCACUAGAUCAAAAGCAACAAGCAGAGCAUCCUCGUCGAGCGAACGGAGACUUUCAAGUCAAAGCAAUUCAACAUCCUCAUCAAACUAUGAACCUGACGACGAAUUUGAGUUGAACGAAAUCCUAACGGCUCCACGGCCAAGGGCCGCAAUAGCUCCAUCAAUCGUGGAACAGGGUACCUCGUACUUUAUCACCAACUUUGUGGCUGGAGUAUCCGGACCAUCACACGGACAUUUUAAUUAUCUAAAGGACCUUUGCCGCAAUGGUGGUCUGGAUGAAGCAUUAUCUACAAGCAUGACGGCUGUCGGUCUUGCUGGUCUUGCUAACAGAACCAAAUCACCUCAGUUACUAGGUGAAGCUCGUUAUGAAUAUAUGAUUGCGCUCAGGCGUGUCAAUGGUGCACUUAGAUCUCCCAUAGAUGCUGUCAAAGAUAGUACAUUACUAUCUAUCAUGGUAUUAGCCGUAUUCGAGACAGUAACAUCUACCAACCGUUUGUCUUUAAAAGCAUGGACGGAACACAUCAAUGGAGCCUCGACGCUGAUCAAGCUUCGAGGCCCUUCACAGUUCAAAACACGAGUGGGGGUUGGUCUGUUCAUGCAGAUAACAGCUCAUCUCCUCAUAAGCGCGCUACAGCGAGAAAUUCCGAUGCCACAAGAGAUUAUGGCGCUACGAGCCGCAGUUUAUAAGCAGCUUGACCUCCGGGAUCCCGCUUUCAGAAUGCUGGCUAUCCUAGACAAAUUCACGUACUUCAGAUCCGAUCUCCGAACCGGCAAAUUAGGCGAUAGUGAACAAAUCAUUGCCGCCGCUCUCGCUCUCGACGAAGAGUUACAACAAAUAUUUGCUAAUGUACCACCCGGCUGGGAAGUUGAGACUGUGCAAGCUGGUGAGAAUGAAGCUCCAGAAAUCGUCUUCAAGGGUUCUUACGACAUAUAUUACGACUAUUGGAUAGCGCAAAUAUGGAACUCGAUGCGAAAUUCUCGAGUCAUGCUCAAUGAGGUGAUUAGACAACAUAUUCUUGAAGGUUUUGAUGCCAUACCCCCACGUUUUACGUCUUUGAGCUACAUGGCUCAAUAUCAGUUGAGCACUGAUACGCUAAUUCACAUGCGCGAUGGAAUUUUACGCUCAGUACCCCAGUGUCUGGGCUAUGUAAGUCGCAAACCGUCAACUUGGACUUCAUCUCCCGGUCACCCUACACCUCCAUCCCGCACCCCAUCACCUCUCAAUAACCUCCCACCUUCAACUCCCAAUACAAUCAACAAUCUCCUCUCCACUCUUUACCAAGAAGCCUUCGUCCCUGGUACUCCCUCUAUUCCAGCUGAGACUGGCCUCACGCCCCCCUCUUUCUCUUUUCCUGCAGCCGGCGCCUAUUUCCUCGUCUGGCCACUCUAUAUCGCAGCCGUAUCUCGUGUUACUUCACCCGAGGACCGCACCUUCGCCUGUGAGGCACUGCGCCGUCUAACCAGCGAUAUGGGUAUUGCGCAAGGAGCAGCCCUUGCGCAUUUCAUUGAAACCAGUCCACGCAUGCACAAUUCUGUAAAGGGUAAUGGGAAAGAAUUUGAGAAUCGGGUGAAAAAUAGUACAGUAGGGCUUGGUAGGAGUAUUAUUGAUGGGGAUAAGAUGUCGAAGGGCAUGAUUAAGAGAGCGGGGCCUUUGCCAGUUUAUACUUAUACAAGGGGAAUCAAUGAGAUUGAGGUCUGA